Messenger RNA from Heterocephalus glaber (naked mole-rat), 6573 nucleotides. RefSeq names its product BCL2 interacting protein 1 (gene Bnip1). Gene Ontology annotation, molecular function: SNAP receptor activity. Gene Ontology annotation, cellular component: SNARE complex; endoplasmic reticulum. NCBI's taxonomy places the organism in Eukaryota, Metazoa, Chordata, Mammalia, Rodentia, Bathyergidae. Gene Ontology annotation, biological process: retrograde vesicle-mediated transport, Golgi to endoplasmic reticulum. The record is from RefSeq and is a predicted model, not a curated record.
CGAAAACGCGAUUGAGUUUGGGUACCGCCGCUGCCCGUAGCCGGCGUCUCCAACAUGGCGGCUCCCCAAGAUGUCCACGUCCGAAUCUGUAACCAAGAGAUUGUCAAAUUCGACCUGGAGGUGAAGGCACUUAUCCAGGAUAUUCGAAACUGUUCAGGACCCUUAAGCACACUUACAGAACUGAAUACUAAUGUGAAAGAGAAGUUUCAACAGUUACGACACAGAAUACAGGAGCUUGAGCAGUUGGCUAAGGAGCAAGACAAAGAGUCAGAGAAAUACCUUCUACUCCAGGAAGUGGAAAAUCACAAAAAGCAGAUGCUCAGCAACCAGACCUCAUGGAGGAAAGCCAAUCUCACUUGCAAAAUUGCAAUUGACAAUCUAGAGAAAGCAGAGCUUCUCCAGGGAGGAGACCCCUUACGGCAAAGGAAAACUACCAAAGAAAGCCUGGCCCAGACGUCCAGCGCGAUCACAGAGAGCCUUAUGGGGAUCAGCAGGAUGAUGUCGCAGCAGGUCCAGCAGAGUGAGGAGGCUAUGCAGACUCUAGUCAACUCUUCACGAACUAUCCUGGAUGCAAAUGAAGAAUUUAAGUCCAUGUCGGGUACCAUCCAGCUGGGCCGGAAGCUGAUCACAAAGUACAACCGCCGAGAACUGACGGACAAGCUUCUUAUCUUUCUCGCCCUGGCCCUUUUUCUUGCUACUGUCCUCUAUAUUGUGAAAAAGCGCCUCUUUCCAUUUUUGUAAGAUCUGAGAGCUGCCACCUUUGGCCUCAUCACUCUUGUUUUCCAAUGCAUCCAGGGUCAAAGCUCUAGCUAGGCUGCCAAACUGAGCCACAUCCUCCACGUAUGCUCUAGCUGGUCAGCAGGUCAGAUGGGAGAAGACAGCUCCUCUGUUUUCUGAAAGUGUAUGCCUUGCAAAAUGCAAGCAGAGCAGUGGGAGAUGAGGACCCCUACAGGACACGGUCAACUUGCCCAGCCGUCGGGCACUGUGGGUGACUGCUGCUUGGAGCACUUGGAGUCCAGCCCCUGAGAUUUGUUGCUCCUCUCUCCCUCACACAGAGGCUUAAGGGCCAGAUGUGGUAGAGGGGAGAGCAAAGAGGUGGGAAGAAGGAAGAGCUCCUGGUCAUUCCUUGAAAACUUGACUCUAUUUAGUAGAAUGAAAGAUGUUGAGUUUCACAAGAUUCUGCUCUGGAAAAUUAUGUGCCUCUUUUCUGAUUUCAAGGACACAAGCUUAGAUAUUAUUCAUUCACUGAACAAAGAAUUAAGCAGAUGCCACAUGCCAUGUGUCCUAGAUACUGCUGAACAUCACACAUAUACCACUAAACUGGACAUUGUUCCUUUGUCAAGCAGCAACAGGAAUAAGACCUCGCAGCUAUUAGGAAGGGCAGUGCAAAUGGCCUUCUGUUGGAGGUGGCUCAUCCCAACUUCUGAAAAUGCCAAGGUAGAGGUCUCAUCCUCUGUUACACAGUACCCUAGUGGCUCCCGAGUGUGUAGUAACUAAAGCACCUUUUUCCCUGAGGAUCAGACUGUGUAUAAUCAAAGGGAGAGAAGCCAAUGAAAAGCUGAGGCCCAUGUGGGCCCGAGUUCUAUCAAGGCCAGCCUCCCCCACCCACUUACAGCCCCAGAGGACCUGGCAGGGUUAUGUGGGAAAGUGGAAGGAAUGAGGACUUGAAGGCUUGACUUGGUUUUGAGUUCAGCUAUACUGUUAAACCAUAUGGCCACGAGCAAGUUACCUUCUGUCACAGCCUGAAUUUCCCCAUCUGUACAGUGGGGGUGAUAGUCUACAUAGACCCUUAUAGAGUCAAUUUGAAAGUUAAAGAGAAUAUAAGUACCAGGUGUAGUAUCCUUACGACUGGGUCUGUGGUAGGCUUCCUAAAGGCUGUCACCUCAAAGGCUCUAGGCAGAGGUAUCCUAUAGCAGUCAGCCCAGGGACUUCUGGCCAGGCAGAGGCAGGGUAUUUUUGGUGUGUGGGGGAGUUGUAGAAGUGGGGAUUAAAUAUGGGGCCUUUGCAUUGAGCCACAUCCCCAGCAGUUUAUUUUUUUGUGUUUUGGUACAGGGUCUUUGCUGUGUAGUUCAAGCUGUCCUUGAACUCACUAUGUAUCCCAGGGUGGCCUUGAACUUGCAGUCCUCCUGCCUCAGCCUCCUAAGUGCUUGGAUUAUCAGCAUGUACCACUGUAACAGGCAGGCAGAGGCAGUUCUAUUUAGAUCUGUCUGAGCAGAAAGUGUCAAGUUAAUGCCUCUGUUAUGAAGGGAUGCAUCAUUCUGGGACCAAGUUAUAAGAGAGAUUGGCUAUGUACCUUAGACCAGCUUAAUGAAGAGGUUCUGAGAUAAAGUUUAUUUCUAUCACAGUAUUCAACACAGUAGUCCACCUUCAUCUUCAGUGAUUAUGUUUGAAGGCCCCAGUAGAUGCCUGAAAUCUUAUGUAAUACCAGGCCAUAUAUACAAGCACCUCAAUACUACAAUAGUUGAUCUGAUAAUUGAGAAGGCUGCUAAGGGACUAAUGGGUUGGUAGCAUAUAGAGCAUGGAUACACUGGACAAAAGGAUCAUUCACCUGCUGGGAGGGAUGGAACAGAAUUUCUUCAUACUACUUGGGUAUGUGAUUUAAAACUUAAUAACUGUUCAUUGCUGGAAUUUUUCCAUUUAAUAUUUUUUGACUAGUUGACCAUGGGAAACUGAAACUGGAAAGUAAAACUGCAGAUAAGGGGAGACCACAGAACAUCUCUCUCUCUCUCUCUCUCUCCCCCUCUCUCUCUACACACACACACACACCCACACACACACCCACACACACACCCCCCAUCCUUAAAUAAUUCCUGGCCCCAAAAGACACUCAGCAGAAAUUAUACACACAUGUGUCUUAUUUAUAGUCAAAUUAAAGCUUAGAAUAAGACACAGAUGGGAAAUUCCCACUCAGAUACUCAGAUUCCAGCUGUAAGUGCAGCAGAUGGAUGUUAUCAAGUCAGGAUUUUCUUGUCUUAACAUUUCUCUUUAGUACAUCCCGCUAAUUGUCAACAUCCUCCUCACAAUAUGGAAAUGUUUGGGCUCUGUACUCCCUAAAAAUUCUCCCUUUGACACUUUAUACCUCUUUUAUUUGCCUCCUGAAAAUAGAGUCAAAUUUGAUCCAUUUGGAAAUGUCAUCAAUAUAUUUUCCAACCCCCAUCAGCCACCAGGUUUAAGUCUUUCCUAACCAGGCUGGCUGUCCAGAAAGCAGCCCUUCCAUGUUCAACCAUGAGGGGGCAGUGUCCACAUUUGGUCUGUGGUUUUGCAGUAUGUCUGAUGGUCUCCAUCUGACCAUUUGAAAGACUGUUAUGGAUGCUUUUUUUUUUUUUUUGUACCGGGGAUCGAACUCGGGUCCUUGCACUUGUGCAGCAGGCAGCGAAACCACUGAGCUAAAUCCCCAGCCCGUGGAUGCUUUUUUUAAAUACACAGUUACGGAUUUUUUUAAAAAACCUAAAUAUAUGAAGUCUACAUAUGUGUUGGUUUUGGAGCAUGUUUCAUAAAUGACCUUAAUUCUCAUUGUUAAGCAGUAAGUCAAGCUCAUUAUGGUUACAUGCAAAGCUACAUUUUAGUUAGCUGACAGUCAAUUAAAAAUACAGAGCAGCCCUCGAGAGUAGUCACUGAAGAAAUAUUUGAGCCCCUACUGUGUGCCAGGCAUUUGUGUUGGUAAUACACAGUGGACAAAACAAAGAUGGAGCUUACUUAUGGUGUGUGGGGAAGGGAGAGCAGAUGAUAAACAAUUUAUAAACUAAAUAAGUCAUUAUGUAAGAAAAUACAGCCAUCCUUGAGUAUGCUUGGGUUCCACAUUUGUGAAUUCAACCAGCCUUGGGCGGAAAAUAUUUAAGAAGUAAUUGCAUGUGGCUAUCUUUUUCUUGUCAUUAUCUCCUAAGCACCAUGAUACAACAACUAUUUACAUAGUACAUAUAUUAUCUUGAAUAUUAUAAGCCAUCUAGAGAUGAUUUAAAGUGUACAGGAGAAUAUGCAUAGGUUCUGUCAAAUACUAUGUCGUUUCAUAUAGGAGACUUGAGUAUCUAUCCCCUGUGGCUACCAAAGGAUGACUGUAAGCACCGUGGAAAAGAUGGAGCAGGCUAUAGACACCUGCCACAUGGUUGUGUGGGAGGUUUGCAAUAUUAAGAAGAGCUGUUAGGGUUGGCCUCACUGGAGUGUGAUGUGAGCAGAGACUGAGGCAGAGUCAUGUGAACAGCUAAGGGAACAGAGUUCCACCAAGAGGGAACAGCAAGUGCAAAGGCCAAGUUAGGAGCAUUGGUGGUAAUGUGUGAGGAACAGUGAGGAUCCUCACCCUGCCAUGCUUCCCCUUGUGUGGGUCAGCACAGCAGCAGUUGACCCUCUGGACAUUGGUUUGUCUAGAAGCCUCCCUCCCCAGUGAUACCACACUCACUUGAUUUUCUUUUCGUUUCUAUCUCUCUCUCUUUUUUUUUGCCAGUACUGGGGAUUGAAUCCAGGGCCUUCCCACUAAAUGACAUCUCCAGCCCUUUUUAGUUGUUGAGACAUGCUAUCUCAGAGUUGCUAAGGUGCCAAAGCCGGACUCAAACUUACAAUUCUUGUCUCAGCCUCCCAGAGUCCUGUAACACUCAUUCUUUUCUUCUCCUCCUCCUCCUCCUUCGCCUCCGCCAUUCGGCCUUAAAUGGCAUCUUAGAUCUUGUUUCCCCUGCUGUCUCUUGCAUGCUCUUGUCCAUGUCCCUACAGCUUUAACCAUCACCUGUAGAGAUGUCAUUAAUAAUUUCUGAAUUUAGAGCAGCAGUGUUGACUCCUCAGGAAGCUGAGGACUCCUAGAUCAUCUGCAUGGCAGUGUCCCUGAGUCUUCUCAAACCUCACUUGGGCCUGAUUGCUCCCACCAGCCCCACAGCCUGGACCUCCUUGGGAUUCCCUGUGUUCCCAGAACACUUCUGCUUCCUGAGUUCUAUUGGGGCUCAGGACACACUACCCCAACAUGACUCUGUGGGAGCAAAAUAUACCACACCAAAGUAUACUCCUCGGGCAUAUUUUGAGCGGUCAUGCUGGGAAACCACAGACCCUGGAGUAACUCAGAAAAGCUGUCCUUUUGCACAAGACAUUUACAUCUCAAGUAAAUCUACAUUCACGGAUACCUUUAUGGGGAAGAGGGCUGAUGGAGACAACUCUGACUGAGAGAUUUUAUCUGCAUCAGAGCACAUUUAGUCACCACACACUUCCUUGCCCUCACAUGAUCCCCCAGAAGCCCCAAGCCCCUGCUCCUUAAUGUAGCUCAAUUCCCUGGCCCUUCUAGUCUUAAUUAUUUUGCAGUACGCUUGCAUGUGUAUUCAUAAUCAAGUAUGGUUGCUCUUCUGUUAGUCUGAUUUAUGUCUUUAACUCACAGCCCAGCCCAUCCAAAGACCUAGAAGGGUAAAGGGAAGCCUUGUUUUGCUCCACUGGCAUUCCUUUUCCCUUCCCUAAGCCCAUGGCCUGUUACCUUGUCCCUCAGAACCAGAAGAGGUUUCACUUUAUGCAGCAGACACAUGUCAACACUGUUCUGAAAAGAAGGUCUGGAUGCAGUCUUUGUGUUGGCCAAAAAUGCCCUGCUGGAAGCAGUUCUGCCAGAGCACUCAAUUUGGAGAUGCUUCUAGGGAAAAAGAUAGUUCAAUAACGAAUUUUUAAAAGAGUAAAACAAGUUCUUUUUUCCUCCUUGGCUAAUGGUGGUCUUCCCUGGGGCCCUCCCUGAGGGUUUGCCCAAGCUCUGUUUCUUCCCUAAGCAAGGGCAGAAUAAAAAUAGCUGAGGGCUAAUCUAAGAGAUAGCAGAGGGGUGGCUCAGCAGUGUUAUCAGGAAUGAAGGGCUGCAGCCUGGGGGCAAAGGGAGGGGGUUAGUGAUAUCACCCCCAAUGUCCCUUGGUUCCCAAUAGCAGGCCCAGGGCAACAUCCUGAGCCCUAGGACCCCUGGUAUUGGGCAAGGUAUUGGAUGUGUUACAACUUUAAUGGGCCAUAAUGCCACGUUCAAAAGUGUGGCCUUCAGUGGCAGAGACGCAGGUUCUCAUUAUACUCUUCCUGGCUGUAUGUUUCUGAGCAAGAGAAUACCCUCUCUGUUGUUUCCUGUCUGCAACACCAGGACAGCUGGACAGUAGCACCCUCUUAGGGGUACUGGGGGCUACCCCCACCCAGAGCUCAUAUGCUGCCUCCCAAACUGUUACCUUGAGGGCCGACAUCUUCACUUCCAAACAAAAGCCAAAUGGCCUUAUUCCCUCUUUCUCUUCUGGACCUAAUGUUGAGAAACUGCUUAGUAAAGAGGAGGAUGCUGGAGUGGCAAGGAAUCAGGACUCAAGCAGGAAUUAGAGCUCCUCACAUGACAAAGAGCUGAGGGCAGACCCUGCAAAAGGGCCCAUCUUUCCCAUGCUAGGGGGAAAGUCAGUGGGUGGAAUUAGCUCUAUGUGGAACAUCCUCUUAUCAUUAUUAAAUAUUUGUUUCCCCCUCACUCCCCCGUGGACUUGUUCACUGGCAGAGAGUUCUCCUAGAUCAAAUGGAUCCACAGGGUAGCAAAUGCAUAUGGACUGAGGCAUGAGCUAUGGCCAGUUUUAAUCUGUUAGCUUGAUUGGUACAAAAAAAAACCCC